Homalodisca vitripennis (glassy-winged sharpshooter) is the source of this 9910-nucleotide messenger RNA. RefSeq names its product guanine nucleotide exchange factor DBS-like. The transcript has 20 exons. Gene Ontology annotation, cellular component: cytoplasm. Gene Ontology annotation, molecular function: protein binding; guanyl-nucleotide exchange factor activity. The record is from RefSeq and is a predicted model, not a curated record. Gene Ontology annotation, biological process: intracellular signal transduction. NCBI's taxonomy places the organism in Eukaryota, Metazoa, Arthropoda, Insecta, Hemiptera, Cicadellidae. The coding region runs from base 290 to 3364 and encodes 1024 amino acids.
GUGUGUCGUGUCGUGUCGUCUGCUAGUGUUAGUGUUACACCAUGGCUGCGGAUAGUGCCGGCCUACUACUAUUACUAACAACAGUGCGUCAGUGAGUUAACACGGUGUUGUCAGUUGUCGUAGUAGUGGCUCGAACUGAACAGUUAUUAUUUUCGGUUUAGGGGAAGUGUAUUUGAGUUUCGUUUUAUAACCUCACACCAGCAAUAAAUACAGUUCAAACUCAGCCCUAGAACAUAGUGACUGUGAGAACUGUUGGGAUGUGUUGUGGUAAGAAGUGACCUAUAUAGUAAUGGAAGCUCAAGAUCAACACAGCAGUCAAGUCUCUCUGGCCGAUGAAGCCACACCUGUGGAACCAUCAUCAGAGGAGAAUGAAGUUUCAGUCAGUGAUGUCGCAGAUUUACUGCACCAACAGUAUGCCAUCAUAACAGGAGGCAAAUCACAGGAAGGGUUUCCCUUGAUCAGUCUACCAGAUCAGGGUAACUUUGCCAAUCUGAGCGAUGCAGAUUAUCAAAAGCUGGUGUUAUACCUGACGUCAGUGCCUUCGAUGCAAGAAGCGGACAUGGGCUUUGUGCUUGUUGUUGACCGCAGAAACGACAAAUGGAGUUCUGUUAAAACUACUCUUCUUAAAAUAUCUAGUUUUUUCCCAGGAGUUUUAAACGUGGCUUAUGUUGUCCGGCCAUCAGGGUUUUUUCAGAAGGCCAUAUCUGAAGUUAGCAAUAAGUUGUUCAAAGAGGAAUUCAAAUUUAAGGUGGUAGUGUGCAGCUGUGUGGAAGAUCUCCAUCAGUACGUGGACAAGACUGAAUUGACCACCGAUUUGGACGGAACCAUGCCUUACAGCCAUUCACAUUGGAUACAGCAGCGCAUCGCGCUGGAGCAGUUCUCUUGCCAGACACGGGCUGUGUCACUGUCGUUGGACGACUUUACACGGCGGCUGCGUGAGAGUGCGGUAGAGCUGGGAGGAGGAGGUACACUGGAGGUAGCGCAGGCCCUGCUGGUAGCACAGGGUGGCGAGUAUACCCGACUGAAGGAGGAGAUAUUGCUUGCAGCCAAGCGAGGGGAAUCAUUGCUGGGAGAUAUUAGACAACGGUUGAGCCAGACACCCACAAAGGAACCAUCGUCACUCGCCAACAUCACUGCUGUUGAGAGGCUGCUGGUCCAGCUGGAGGAGACAGAGAGGACUUUUGAUGAGUUCUGGCAGCAACACUCUGCCCGCCUCCACCAGUAUUUGGAGCUCAAAACAUUUGAGCAGGACUUCAAGGCCAUCCAGUGUGCGCUGGACCGUCACCUUAAGACUGUUAGUGAGCUGACUGAAGUUGGUGAGACAGUGGAUAGAGUGGACACACUUAUCAGGGAUCUUGUUGCAUUCCAGAAACUCUGUGUGAGUGAGGUAGAAAGAGCGGAGGAACUGGUUAGCAGUGGAGAGCGGAUGUUACGUGGGCGUCACUACCUCCACCUUGACUGUGUGGCUCCCAAGUGUGAGGAGCUACAGAGGAUGAGUGUGACCUUGGCAGACAGGUUGCAGCGGAGGUCAGAGUUCCUGGCCAAAUGUCGAGAACUGCAGGAGAGCAUCGAUAAGGCCAAUAAGUGGUGUACUCAGGGUAUUGACCUGCUGGCCUCCCAACACAUAGAGAAGUGCUCAUGCAGUGCAGAGAGUGCGGAGGCUGCAUUAGCAGAGCUAGAAGCGUUCAUGGCCAGCGCCUCUCAGUUCAAAGUGAGCAGUCCACGCCAGUUUCAUGUCCUCUUCCAAGACUCCAUCACACCAGAGACCAAGGCUUUGGUCACACAGGUGUUACAGAGGAUAGACGAUGUGACGACAAUGUGUGACAAGCGACUGAGCAGCCUGCGGCGGUUAGCGCAGAAGCCUCCGCGCCCGGUCCAGACAGUGACACCGGAGCCACAGGCCCCAGCUCCGCUUAAGAAGGUUCCCUUGCCAGCUCCAGCUCUCUCUGAGGGUGGAGUAGUCGACACCAUGCGCUCCAAGCGUAACCAUGUGCUCACAGAACUCCUAGACACUGAGAGAAUAUAUGUGUCUGAGCUUGGAUCCAUUCUUACAGGCUACAAGUACACCAUGAGCCAGGAGGACAUGAAGCCUCUGCUGCCAGCAGGUCUGGAGGGCAAGGCUGAUAUCCUUUUCGGUAACUUGGAGGAGCUCUACAGGUUCCAUGGAGAGGUUUUUCUUCAGGACCUGGAGAACUGUAUAUCCACAACAGAGCUUGUAGCUCUCUGCUUCACACACAGGAGAGAAUCUUUCUAUCGGCUAUACAGUUACUAUUGCCAGAACAACCCGAGAUCAGAACGAUUGAGGGCCUCUCUUGGUGACAACACAUUCUUUGUCACAUGUCAGCGGAAACUGGGACACAAGCUACCUCUUGCUGCCUACUUGCUCAAACCUGUCCAGAGAAUAACCAAGUAUCAGCUCUUAUUGAAGGACUUGCUACAUUACAGUGAGGGCCAAAAGUGGUGUGGGGAGUUACAGGAGGCUCUGGACUGUAUGUUGGUGGUACUAAAAUGCGUUAACGACAGCAUGCACCAAAUAGCUAUCACUGGAUAUUGGGGGGAACUUUCUGAGCUGGGUGAGUUACUGAUGCAAGGAAGUUUCUCGGUAUCACCAGAGAGCAAGAAGGACAGAUUACGUGAUCUCAGGCUCAAGCCCAUGCAGAGACACAUCUUUCUCUACCAGAAGGCUUUGUUGUUCUGCAAGAAGUCAGCAGCUCAUAACAAAGCUACCUAUCAUUUCAAGCGGAUACUCAAGAUGUCCCAGGUGGGUCUUACAGAGACGGUAAAAGGUGACGGGAAGUCAUUUGAGGUAUGGUUGCAAGGAAGACAAGAGGUAUACAUCAUCCAAGCUGCAACCACGCAGCAGAAGUCUCUCUGGGUUGAGCAGAUCAAGAAACUUCUGUUGGACCAACUGACUGAGCUCAAAAUUAAACAGUUCAACAAAUCUCAGCACAUGCCGCUGAGACUGACCAGCUCAUUGGACAGUUCCCAGGUUGUGAUGCCACGCACUUUGAGUGCAGAGGAUUCGAUGCCUCACAGUCCAGCCCUCAGUCAGCCAGCAGACGACGAUGUAGCCUGGUCCUCGGACUACACCAACAGUGAAGAAGACGAGCCAGUCACUGAACAUGGAGGCAGAUUCACAGCACUGGCCGACUACUGCGCUGUGGGCCACAGUGAAGUGAACAUGCGAGAAGGGGAUACUGUGGAGCUACUCAAAGAGGGCUGUGCUGGCUGGUGGUACAUCAAACAUGUUGGUGGAGGGGGAGAGGAGGGUUGGGUUCCCGCAGCAUACCUGGAACACUGUUCUCGCAAGACCUCCCGCAGCAGUCAGUCUGUCAGCAGUCAGGUGUCUGUCAGUACUGAGUAAACAUAACGUUUUACUGACAAUUGUUUCUGUUCUAUUAUGUCAAGUUAAUGUUUUCAUUAGAACGUUAUUGUACAGUAGUUUCUUUGAUUUUAAUUUUGUAAUUUUCUUUUAACUUUACAUGUGUAUAGUGUAUAUUAGAAUUAUUGUUAUUAUUUUAUUUAUAAUAUUUUAUGAAAAGUGAAUAUGAAAUUAUUCAAUUGUCCUUUAUUUCCAGACUGAUAUUUUAAUGUGUUAAGUUUAACUGUUGUUCUCAAUGAACUAUUUAAAGUUUGUUUUAAAACCUCUAUACAACAUAUGCAGUACGUGUAAUUUUACUAUUACCAAAUGCGUUAUCAUUAGUUUUUUUUUCAAGUGUGAUACUAAAUCACCAGUUUUAUAGCUGUGUGCUCUUAAGUGCUUAUUGGAGAUAAUAACCUUGCCAAUUUGACAAUAACUUUAUUGCCACUUUAUUGUUGGCAUUUUCUUCUUACCAUUCCAGAUUAGUGCUGGUACGCAGUAUACAAAAUAUUCAUACAUUUUUACUUUUAGUCUAAUAGUGUAACAUUUUUGUGUUUUUAAUGUCAAUUACUAUACACAUAGUAGUUAUGUAUCUGUAAGCACAGGUAGCUAAAACUAUGGAUUCUGCAUUAUACCAAACAUAAAUAAAAAGAAUUACUCAGUAUAAAUGUUACAGUAACUAAUACAGUAUAAAAGUUGUAAGUAAUAAGUAUCAUGCAGUUAAAUGAAUUCAAAAUAAUUUUGUGGUUCAUUGUUAUACUUUUGUAUGUACAGUGGACAGACCCUUUUAACUCAUUGACUGUGGCAAACGCCUUAUGGCACUUAAUCACUGUGAGAGUAGUCGUUCUCUCACUCAGUAUAGACCAGCAGUGAAAGUGUUAACUCGGUUCUCAGGGCGGUAAAAUGAAUCUCAUUGACCCUGUGUAGUGCUCCAUUACCCCAUUCUGUUAACAUUAAUGGUACUGAGAGAUUGUUGGAAGACAGCAACAACAGAGAUUAUGGCACACAAAGCAAUUUUGUAACUAAAGGUGCCAGAAACUGUGACAAGAAAAACAUUGAGAGCCUGUAGUCAUGUAGGAGCAAUGGCUUACUCAGAUGAAAAUUGUCUAUUUUGAGUAAAAAGAAAAUAACAUUUUUAUGUCAUAAAGUAGACAGUACAGUAUAGUUUAUAAAUUUUGUUUUUUGUUGUAUGAAAAUAUUUUAAAGCUGUCUUUUACAAACAUUCUCCGGUUAUAAAAGAUUUUCACAUUUAUAUCUGAUCAGUUGCAGAUUUGCCUGGACCAGCUUAAUGAAGUUCUAAUGUAUUGAAUUAUUAGAAUUAGAAUUAGAAUUAUUCGGGUUUUUAUGACACCAAAAUUGCAAUCAGUUUACUUUUAUGAGUUAAAAUCAUUAUCAAUCAUUAUUGCUUUUCAUUUUGAUUUUUAUAUUCAAAUUUUUCAUGUUUUGUGAACUGGGAAACUUCUAAUACAUUGAUGCCUAGUUUUCAAAUCAUGAGUAAAUAAAAACCACAAUUUAUCAAAUGUUAUUGAAACAUUUAGGGUCCAUUUCAAAAGCUUUGAGAGAAUCAGACAAUUGUUCACAUGAGGUGUCUUUUUGCUCACUUGUAAGGUCCUUGAGCACCAUUGUUUAAUAAACUUUCCUCGUGUCAUAAUGUUCAUGCAAAAUCUGUUGAACUGUUUCUCUGUUCAAUUCUUACAAUCCCUGGUUUAUGUUCACAUAGGACAAGAAUAUAAGGAAAUCACUUUUUGCACUUAGUUCUAAAAGGUGCUUAUUAUCUCGUGAACCACACUAAUAGUCAAUCGACAGUCUUUUGGUAUUAAAUCUAAAAUAAUUUUAAUAUUUUUAUUCGUUAUUGACAUCAAGGGCCACCAUGGAUAUUUAAUCAUUUAACCCAUUGAGAAAGUAUUUAUUGAGGCCUCUGCAGGGCAUGUAGCAGCAAUUAAAAUGGGCAAAAAUGUAAGACUUUGGUUAAAAUAUAAACAAAAUUCAUAAAAGAUAGAUCAAUAAUUUUUUUUAACUAUGUCUUUACAAUAAAAUCUGUAUUGAAUAAACUAAAUUAUAUAAGUGUAAUAAAAGUAUUAAUGAAAAAUGUUAAUUUUGUACAAAUUGUUAUAUAAAUGUUUAAAAACAAACGUUUCUAUUAUUUUUAGUUAUUUUCUAACUAACUUCAAAUAUACUUUACCUAAAAUAUUAGAUCUAUAAAAAUGUUCAUCUUUAUAUUUAAAAUAAUUAGCACAAAAAUAAAAUAAAGGAAAUAUAAGUAAUGUUUUUUAUGAUUUUGCUGGACAUAUAUUUCUUAAAUUUAUUCUUUCCUAGGAAAUUCAGAUAAUUCUACUCACUGUACACAAAAUUAGUUUACAAAUAAUAAAACAUACUGUACAAUUGUAAAAUAAUCUAAAUAACCUUCAUUAUGAAGUUCAAGUUCUUCAUCCUCGUACAACUGUGAAUUGGCAAACAGUUAUUGAGCAUGAGAAAUAUUUACGUCAAAUGCUUUCAUCACUAUCUCUGAUAUCAAAAUUGCACUUUUAAUCACUGUCUAAUAUUAAAGCAACAAAUCAACACACCUUAACCUCGCAUGUGGUAGCUGACAAUCGGAAACAAUGUCAAAGCACAGCUGGUCUAUUCAGUGCUGCCAGUGACAAAACGAAAAUAAAAUGCAAUUUCCUUUUAGUAAAAGACCAGUGAAGACAAUAGCAACAAUACCUAGUGGAUAUUUCCAGAACUAGAACAGCCCAUAAGAUAAAGAAUGGCUAAACCUAGACUACAUAACCAUCUCGUAGCUCGGCAUUCAUCCUAGAAUGCUUGGUAUGUAACCAGCUCGUAUGUCUACCCCAAUGGGUAAAACCACUCAAAAACUUGAGUAUGUAAUAAACAUUCAUUACCUUACACUUUUUUAACAAAUAAUGUGCAUCUGUAUCGGAUUUUGCAAGUUCCACAGAAAAUGUCACAUUAAUCAUUGCUCUUUCAAUAUGUAAAGCAUUUUUCCAAUAGAAAACUGAUACACAGUCUGACUGAGUGUCUACGAGUAGCCAGAUAGCGGUAAUGGAAAAAGGAGUUUGUCCUGGUUAUUUCUUAGCUAGGCCUUGUUUGUAUUUAUUGAUUGAUGUCUCAUUUAUGCAAAUCUCAGUGAAAAUUGUAAAACCUAUAACUAAAUGCAGUAGAUAACUUUUACUAGACCAAAGUCCUCUUUUGUGCAUAUGACAUAGUGCAAGAAAAAAUAUAUAAUGGAAUAUAAAGUUGUUAGAAAUUGUGUUGUAUGUUUAAUAUUGUUUAUCUUAAUGUAAGUCAAACAUAUACGUGUUAAAAUAGUCAACUAAUCAGUUUUGUAACUACACCUCAUCACUGAAUACGAUCCCCUACAACAUAAACGUAGCUCCAUACCUCCUGUAUCUUUGUUUAAUUGUCAUUUAUACUUAGCAUAAACAAUAAUGUUAUACAUUUUACUAUUCUGAACCAUUUUAUUUGUGAGUGUUCCCCAAAAUAUUAAUGUCACAAAGUUUUCAAGGAAAAUUUUUCUUUUACAGAAAGUACGAUUUUUUUAUGAUAAAAUUCCCUACAAAACAGUAUUUUGAGGAACACUGCAUAUAUUUUAUACUUUUCAUUUAAUAAUAUUACUUUAGAAUACCUCAUUAGUGUGAAUAGUAUUAAUAAAAAUUAUUUGUAUCUCGUGUAAACCAUGUACAUUUAAAAAUGGGCACAGAAAUAAAAAAAAUUAUUGUACAUAUUUAAAAGCUGAUAUUGUGUUAAAAAAAGUUGGCUGUGAGAUAUCCUAUACCUAUCCAAUUUCUUCUUUGCAUUGUCCACAAUGUAGUCAUGUGCAUGUGUUAAUUAUGUUAUAAAUAAAAUAAUUCUGAUUAAAGUGCCAAAAUGUACCAAGAUAAAUGACAAUUUUGAAGAGUUUUCAUUUAUUAUCAAAUAGUAUUUAGCAAGCGGAAAAAUAAGCAAAGUUACAUCUUGACUAAUAAACUUAUUAUUAUUACCUAAUUUAGAUAAUAAUAUAUUAAUUAAUUAAAUAGUAUCAUACAGUUUAGUUCUACAACAAUGAAUUGACUACUAGUGUUGCCAAUUUUAUAUAUAUAUAUAUACUUAAUGCUUAAAGAGUAGAACAAGUAUGAAAGGUAAGGUAUUACAUUAAUAUUAUGAAUAUCUAUGGUAGUUAAUAUAUCUAAAUGUAACAUGACUAUUGUGUACAUAUUUCAAGACAUACAUUAACGGAUGGAACAAAAUAACAUCCCUCCUGCUACCAUUCUUUCAUUUGUUUCAUGAGUAACAUCUGUCUUCAGUUAUAUUUAUUAGACUACUGAUUUUUUGUAACUAUUUUUUAUUUUAUACCCUCUUCCAAAAUGGGGGAGCAACUCAAACUUUUGAAGUAUCCAUCUUAUGCAAAUUAAAGAAUGCAAAAUAGUAAACUCAACAAUUUAAAAAAAAUGAAAAUGACCAUUUAAACUUAUAAAUUUAAUUGUUUUUUAAUAGUACAUAAUAAAGGUUUUACAAUCAAAUCACAUUGUAUUUAUGGGACAACAUAAAGUAUUAUUAAGUGGUUCCUGGCUUCAUUUUUCAGUUUGAUGGGUCACAAGAUGGAGUUAAUAUAUCAAUACUUUAAUUAGUACUCCCCUACAAUUUUAAUUAAUCUAAAAUAAUUUAAAUAAACCGUCUUCAGUUUUCUACAUGGAGCUUUUUGUUUAUUUGCACUAAUCAAUGUUCACUGUAUUAAGACAACAAGGGAAUAUUUUUUUUUUGCUUACAAAACUCUAAACUUGUAAUUAACCACUAUGCUGCAUGUGGGCCAGAUGCAGUUUAAUUUGUAAAUAAUACUGGUUUUUGUGUUUGCAUUCUACUUUGGUGGGUCCCAAAAUAUGUAGAAGUUGCUAUUUGAAAGUUUUGAGUGAGGGAUUUAUUAAAAAAAUAACUUAUUUACUAGUCUUAUGAAUAUCUCCCAAAGGCUUAGAUAUUUUAAAAUUGUUGUUAUGUCUUGAAAUUAUUGCCAUAGACAAUUAAAAUAUAAACAGCAGUAAAAUUAAAAAUUUUAAUAUUUCAUGUCUUUUACAUUACUAGUUGUAUAAUAGCUCUCUAAUAUAUAUUAUAGUUAUGAGUGAGAUUUUUAUAAGUUAAAAAGUAUUUUUUACAAUCAUGUAAUAAAAAAUAUUCUUCAGUUAUUGUCACAUAUUGUAAGCGAUGUUACUUAUCAAAUAAAGCACUUUUUAUUUUAUAUCUAUAAAAUACAAUUUUGAUCUUGUUUUGGUUUUUAUUUUUUUUCAUCCAGAAUAGUAAACUCUUAAAUUAAACUAUACACCAAUCCUAAAUAACAUGUAAUGUAAACCAUUACUUGAACUUGAAUUUGUUGUGUUAAGUUAUAUAUAAAGAAUUCUGUGAUUUUUGUUUUGCCCUAGCGUUUUAUGAUAAAAUAAGUUACUAAAAAUUUUCUAGGAAAAUAAGUUACUAAAAAUUUGCUAGAAAAUCUGUCAAGUUAAAUUGUUGUACAAUUAUACAAUAAAUAGUGAACACAUGAGAAAUAUUGUUAAUUUAUUGUAUAUUGCACUGUUUGUUAUGUUUGUUGCAUUCAUAACUGGUGUGCAUUUAUAUAUUUCCAUGUUGUUACUAUUUCUUAGUGUAAAUUUCCAGAAAAGGAACAUUUAGAAAAGGGCUUCCUUGGCUUUCAGAAGUGCAUAUAAAUUUGCAUUCUAUGUCUUGUACAUAUAUUACAUGUUUUUACAUGAAUUUUAAUAUUUUUAUAAAAGUAUGCAUAAGAUGUGUCUCAAGGAUAAGUAAUGCCUUGCACAUAUUAAUGGUAAUUUUGUUAUAAAUUUCAUCAGUCCACAUUUUUUGUUCUUUAUAAGGUCUAGGAAAAGUCUAUUACUAUUCUUCUUUAAAAGCUUUGUCUUCUUAUCCAAAUACUAGAUAAAUGUGGUUUCUAUAUCUUUAUGUUCUGCUCACUGUUAAAAAAAAUAGUAGAAAAUUUCAAUAACAGAAAUAUCUUAUUUAUUAUUAUAUUGGAGUACUGAGGCAAGACAUUUUAGUCUAAUAAAUUUCAUUACUGAAAAAGACUUGUGACAAAAGAAAAUUUUGAAAAUUUGUAUUAAAGUUUUCCUAUGUAUUUAAAUAUAAUGAACAAAAUUCUUUUGUUCAAAAUUUUAAUUUACAUGUAAUGUAAAACUGCAAUUAAAAAUAGGAAUCCAAACAACACAACCAUUCAAAACUUAUCAGAACUAUCUGGUAUUAUGGGAAAAAAUUGUUAUAUUUAAGAGGGGAAGUAUCGGGUAUGUGAAGGGAGAAAGUUUGUGCCAGAUUCUGGCACUAUUUAUUCUUUACGAGUUGAUGACUUGUUGGGAAGUUGUGUGUAGAGGUUCAGGGAACACCCACAGGAAACAAAUAAAACUGAUCAACGUUCUAGAAAUGUCAAACAACCAUUGGCAAAUGGUGUUUAUGAGAAUUCAAAACAAUGUUCAAACGUUCUAUUGUUGUAUAAAUGUGAUCAUUUUAGUGUUUUCUAAAUUUUUUUUUUAGUUUUGCAUUAACUUAUAUUUGUAAUGAGUAGAAUAACAUUAUACA